GAGUCUUGGACAAACUACAGAGGAAGAGUCCUUCUAUUCGGCAGGAUGACCCUUCUCAGCUACCCUGUUCCGGAUCUGGACGCCACCUUACAGGAAGUGGGUCGGGUUCUGCAGCUCACGCUAGAACCUGACCUUUACUCUGAGUUCAAAACCGCACUGCACCAACAGAGGGGGCUUCUGGAAGAGGCUCAGCAGAAAUUUGCAGCCCAUGCCAAAGGCCAAGAGAACUGGGUGACCAACCAGUUCAAGAGGGGUUUGCUGUCUUGUGCGGACCCCUUGCCCACCUCCACCGCCCUCCCGGUCGUUCUUCUUCCGUCGAAAGCAAAGAAAUGCAGCCAGCUGGGCAGGGCGGCCGCUCUGCUCUGGGCGGCGGCGAAGCUGUACAGUGAGCCUCUCUUACUGGAGGGCGACGUGCCAAUGGAGCACACUCAGCAGUCCGAAGUAUUCACCGCCACCCGCAUUCCUGGCAAAGGUCAAGAUGAAAUUAAGGUCUACCCAGACAGCCUCCACGCCGUCAUCACCUGUGCUGCUGGAGUGUUCCCUGUUGACAUACUGUGGCGUCCGAGCACUGGCGGGCCGGCUUCUGCUCGGUCGUUCGUCGACAUCUACAACCAGCUGGCUCAGGUGAUGGAUCAGCCCAGUGCCGAAAAGCAGAAUGAUCCAUCUGCCAUUUGCUGCCUUUCGGCCCUGGAGCGCCAAACCUGGGCCGGCAUUCGGGAAAAGAUCCUGGAGCGAGGAGGAGCAGCUGCUACAUCACUGGGGCUGAUGGAGAGCGCCGUGCUCACCCUCUGUCUGGAGGACUGUGACGCACCUUCCGAGCUGGCCGAUGUCCUCAAUGCUGUGAGGUUGGGAGGCAGAGGUGACGGUCCAUAUCUGAGAUACUAUGAUAAGGUGGUGAACCUGGUGGUGUUCAAAGACAGCACAGCUGGGAUGGUGUUUGAGCACAGUGCUGUGGAUGGGAUGGUCGCCGCCCUUGUGACUGAACGUGUGUACCAUCUGUCUGAGACUGCCGAUUUAAAUCUAGUCCAGAAAGACAAAGAAAACAUGACUGAGCAGGCCACUGUAACCAAUGUCACCUCUGUUUGUCCGAGUUCUUUACCAUUCCCCUUGCAAGAGGAACAUUUGUCACUGCGGGGGCAGAAUCUGAAAGACACUCACCCAGUUCUCACCUUUGAUGUGUCCUCCUAUCCUGAUGUCUUUUCUACACUCAGAAGCCAGAGGGGCCUGUAUGAUGCCUGGAUUAACUUCUCCUUGCAGCUAUCCCUGAGACAGACCCUUGGAGAAUCUGCUGCUCGUCACAUGCUUGUCACACCGACCCACAUGAGACACUACAAACAUGGUCGUUGUGAUCCUACGUACUCACUCACCAUGCAGUCUCACAAGUUAGUCGGGGCCUUGGCAUCUAGCAUUAGCCCAGACAACACAAUCCAAUACACUACGGACCUACUCCAGUUGUUCCAUGUGGCUUUUUUGGAGCAUAAAAGUCUCAUAAAAAACACUAAAAGUGGUCAAGGUGUUGGUCCCCACCUCGCUGCCCUACGUCGAUCAUUGUCAGCUGACAAUCCACUGAAAAAGUUCCUUGACCCAUUUGGAUGUCCAUCAGUGUAUCUUACAGGUACAGAUCUGUUGGAGGGUGUGGAAUGUGGUGUCGGAAAUGUCUAUGCUCAGAAUCAGCUGGCUGUCACCUAUUUAGGGAAGAAAGACAAGAUCCGCAUUGUUCUUAAUGGAAGAGGCAGCUUUGCUCUUACGCUGGAGAAGCUUAAAGAAAAUCUCAAGAUAAAUCUGAAGUUAGUGAUGCUUCUGGCUCUGAGAUACGCCAUUGCAAGCCAAAUGGGUGCCCUGGGGUGUUUACUCCAAAAAGGUCAAAUGGAGAAAAUGAAUGGAGAUAUGAUUCACUGCCCAGAGAGCCCAGUUGGUGCCAGAGGUACAGAUGAAUCUUCCUCCAGCAUGAACCCAGAUUACAUGCUCAUAAUUCAUGGUGGUGCUGGAGAAGACAUGAUGUUGAACCCCCAGGUGAUAGGAGUUAUUGAGUUUGCUUUACAAACAGCCUUAACCCUUGGAUCACAGGUGCUUCAGCAAGGUGGAAAAAGUCUAGAAGCAGUUCAGAGAUCAGUGGAGGCUUUGGAAGACUGCUUCCUGUUUAAUGCAGGCAAAGGCUCAGUGUUAAACAAGGAUGGUAAAAACGAAAUGGAGGCGACUAUUGUAGAUGGUGCUACAUCCAGGACUGGAUCUGUGGCUUGUGUGCAAGGUGUUAAGAAUCCCAUAAGGGCAGCCAGAUGUGUCAUGGAGAACAGCUCACAUUCACUAAUGGUGGGAGACGGAGCUGAAGAAUUCCUGCAGAAGUUGGAGAAGAAGGAGAAACCAGUGGGGCCUGAAUAUUUCUACACUGACAUUCGUCACAAAGAGCUAAUGGCAAAACUUGGUGGUGGAAGUACUUCAACAAACAAUCACCCACAGACAGUUGGUGCUGUAGCACUGGAUUGCCGUGAUGGCUUGGCUGCUGCAUCCUCCACAGGUGGAUUGGUAGGAAAGCUGAAGGGACGAGUUGGCGACACAGCAGUAGUAGGAGCAGGAAUAUAUGCAGAUGACAAGCUAGCUAUUACCUGCUCUGGAGAUGGAGAUGUUUUUCUGAGGAACACUGUUGCACAGAAAAUAGCAAGUUUGUACUAUCACAAGGGUCACAGUCUCAGACAAGCAUGUAGAGAAGUAAUGAAUGAAAAUCUGAAAGGGGUCUGUGCAGGUGUCAUUGCUGUCGACAUCAAAGGUGAUGCAGUCAUUGAAACAAAUGGUGGUGUGAUGUCUGUAGCCUCAGUGGUUAAAGGCAUUUCCCGUGUUGAGGUACUCCGGCCUCGCAAGGACAUCUCUGAUGUCAUCUGGGAAACAGAUCAACUGGUUGCAUAUCUAAAUCCCAAUCCCUGGACCCCUGGGUCCACCAUUCUGACAACAAAAACUUUAAGUGGUGCAAGAAGCAUCUUCCAGUUGGCCACUCCUGAUUUUGUUGCCAUGCUUAAUGCUGCAAAAACUGUGUCAAAAUUGCUAUGUGAGAGGCUCGGGGUGCAGCGGUGUGCUUUGGUGUUCAAUCCACUGCCUGAUCAGCCAGCUCAAAUCAGACUGCUCCCACUUCAUGGCCUUGAGCCAAAAUGGCAUCCCCAUCUUGCUGGAGAAGAGGAAUUCCAUGCUUUCAAUCCUGGCUACUGUACCUCAAAAAGUGGCCAACGCUGGAAUGAUGAAGCACUGGUCCAAAUGCAGGCCAAGAUUAGAAAUGCAUUACCAACACCAAAUGCCCCUUAUUGCUUUGACUUCUUUGGGGACCCCUCAAAUGAGAACCUGUUCAGUCGUAUCGUGCGUGGUGAGCAGCAACAGUGGAGAGUGUGGGAAGACAGCAGACAUGUGGCUUUCCUCACACCAUAUCCAAAUAGUCCUGGACUAACAGUUAUUGUGCCACGCAAACCACUGACCAGUGACAUAUUCAAACUUGAUGAAUCUGACUUCACAGCACUGAUCUUAGCCACCUACAAAGUUGCGCGACUGCUUGAAGAGGGAAUGAAAACCUCUGAUGUUGCUCUGAUCUUUGAGGGCUUUGAGAUUGACUAUGCUCAUGCCAAGCUGAUCCCACUGGUACCUUCACCUGAUGGCACUAAACCUGUCAAGUUGGAGUUGGAAUGUGUUGACAGCUACCCUGGAUAUGUGUCGUCCUUGGAUGGCCCAGCAGCUGAACAUGAAGCUCUGAAAAAUAUCCACUCAAAAAUCACCCAGUGCAGGUCUCCUCGGUCAUGGGAAGACCCACAAUCUCACUCGAGACUUGCCAUCAAGAGCCAGUGGUACCGCAACCUGUUUCAGAUACAGAACACCCUUUUCCACAGUACAGUGGAUUAUUUCAAGAGUUCCUGCCAGUACUCCUAUGCACUGACCCCACUCACCACAGACACAAUCUCCUCCCCAAUGGGCCUGGGAUCUGACUCAGAACCUGUUUCUGUGAGCCUACUGGGACAGGAUGUCUACCUGGCUGACUCAAUGCAAUUUGUUCUUGAAUAUUUUCUGCGCUUCCAGGACAACCUCCCUGGUACAUAUUACAUAGCUCCCAGCUUUCGGGGAGAAGAUCCUGAUGCCACACAUUUGAACCAGUUCUACCAUGUUGAGUGUGAGUUGUUGGGUGACAUGGACCGUGCGAUUUCCAUAGCAGAAGGAUACGUGGCUCAUCUCACCAAGUCAAUGUUGAAGAAUCAUUCAGAAAUAAUUCUGAACACUGCAGGGACAGUUGCACAUGCCACUGCUCUGUUGAGUAAACUGGGUGGAAAAAACACUCUGCCAAGAGUCACUCUAGACCAGGCCAUUCCCAUGAUGCCCUCUGCUGAUUGCUUAGAGUGGGUACAAGAUGGCCAGCCUCUCUUUGGCCGAAAGCUAACUCGCAAAGGAGAACACGUCUUGAUGGAGAAGUAUGGUGGUGCUGUUUGGCUGACUGAGAUGGAUCACCUCGGAGUUCCCUUCUACCAGGCAUACGUGGAAGGCAGUGGGCGAAGCAAAGCUAAAGCUGCUGACCUGUUGCUGGGAUUGGGUGAGACCAUUGGUCUCGGUGAACGCCAUUCCAUGCCUGAAAUGGUGCAAGAGGCCCUUCGACAUCAUGCAGUACCAGAGCAGUCCUACAAAUGGUACAUUAACAUGCGCCAAGUGAAACCCCUUCUCACCAGUGGUUGGGGCAUGGGCACAGAGCGCUACCUGUGUUGGCUGCUUCAGCACAAUGAUGUCAGAGACACACAGAUCAUCCCGAGGAUGAAAGGAAUUAAGUACAUGCCUUAAUGGAAUACUAUACAUAGAUUGCUCAAGACCAAU
Molecule: messenger RNA, 4830 nt
Organism: Salarias fasciatus (jewelled blenny)
Lineage: Eukaryota; Metazoa; Chordata; Actinopteri; Blenniiformes; Blenniidae
Exons: 4
Coding region: 46-4797 (1583 amino acids)
Biological process (GO): tRNA aminoacylation for protein translation
Cellular component (GO): cytoplasm
Molecular function (GO): aminoacyl-tRNA ligase activity; hydrolase activity; ATP binding
Source: RefSeq, a predicted model, not a curated record